This is a messenger RNA of Triplophysa dalaica, 1522 nucleotides long. RefSeq names its product nucleic acid binding protein 2 (gene nabp2). The record is from RefSeq and is a predicted model, not a curated record. Gene Ontology annotation, biological process: response to ionizing radiation; mitotic cell cycle checkpoint signaling; double-strand break repair via homologous recombination. Gene Ontology annotation, molecular function: DNA binding. Bases 326 to 907 code for a protein of 193 amino acids. Lineage: Eukaryota; Metazoa; Chordata; Actinopteri; Cypriniformes; Nemacheilidae. Gene Ontology annotation, cellular component: SOSS complex. The transcript has 7 exons.
CUAUGCAUCAUGGUAUGUCAGUUUAUGCGUAUGUCGUACAGAUCGAAUACGUGCAGUAGAUAAUCAAGAACGUCAUGACGCACGUAACGUCACACCAUCACGUUUAGCAAACAUUUCAUCAAGCGCUGUGAAGGGUGGUUAAGCGUCCACACCGCGUAAGAUGAUUGACAGCUGUCAGCUUUAAUUCACAGCAGCAAGAGUGAACAUUGAGUUAUUCACACAGAUGAGCGGAGGAGCAUUUUGUGACUUCUCGAAGAGAAAACCACGAGUCAAUGCAGCCGUCAAUGCUCAAUGCUAACCGGAUCUGUUCAGAAACGCGCUGAUCAUGAGCUCGGAGACAUAUGUGAAGGACAUUAAACCCGGACUCAAGAAUCUCAAUAUCAAUUUCAUUGUGCUGGAAACAGGUCGAGUGACAAAGACUAAAGACGGUCAUGAAGUGCGCACAUGCAAAGUGGCUGACAAGACAGGCAGCAUCAGUAUAUCAGUUUGGGAUGAGGUUGGAGGACUUAUUCAAGCUGGUGACAUCAUCAGACUUACCAAAGGUUACGCAUCAGUUUUUAAAGGCUGUUUGACACUGUACACUGGAAGGGGAGGUGAGCUGCAGAAGAUUGGAGAGUUCUGCAUGGUGUACUCUGAGGUGCCAAACUUCAGUGAACCAAAUUCAGAAUAUUUGGCCCAGAUGAAUAAAACAGGAUUGAAUGACCAGGGCAACAUGAACAGCAGUGUUACUGCUUCUGCAGGAAACGACACUCCAAAUGGAAAUGGGGUAAAUUCUCAAAGCACAAACAAACCAGCUGGUGGGCGAGCAAAUAGUGGAAAUGGAAACAGGUCGACAUCAAGUCCUGGUGUGGGAGGAAGUACCAUUGUAAGCAAUGGGAAGGAGACACGGCGUACAGUCAAAAGAUGAUUUAAAUGAAUAAGAAUAGCAACAUUAUUUUCUUACGCAGUCAUAUUUGGCUCAUGUUAAAGUAAACACACUUUGGGGUUGUUUCCCAUAUGAGGCUUAAGACCUUAAAUCCUAGUCUAAAGAAAUAUUGUUCUGUCCGAACGGAAAACAGCUUGCACAUCUUUAAAUACAUGAGUCCCAUUGUUUUGUCUCAAAACACACACAGCCAAUGAUUUUUGUAAGGCAUGUUGGUUAAAGUAGGACAUUUAAUCGUUUUUACAAAUGCCUAGACCUGGCUUAAUCUAACCUCUGUCCAGGAAACCGCCCCCAUACGUAUUGUUUGUAUUACUCUGUACAGUCUUGAAGUUGAAGUUUACCCAUCAACAUACCUGUUCUAACAUUUUCUAUUGUAAUGUUUUACAAUGUAAUGUCCAUUUCAUUUGUCAGCUAAGAUUAGACUAAAUAAAUCUGAGCAGGUUAACAAAAUGAGCAGUAACCUGUGGUUUUAACAGAUAAGAUAGAAAGUGCUGUUUGUAUACAUACACUAUUUGUAUGCAGCCCAGCUGCAAAUGCUUUGGCAAUACGAAUGUACAUUUUGUCAUGCCAAUAAAGCACACUUGCAUUGAAAUUGAGAAA